Molecule: messenger RNA, 5113 nt
Organism: Jaculus jaculus (lesser Egyptian jerboa)
Lineage: Eukaryota; Metazoa; Chordata; Mammalia; Rodentia; Dipodidae
Gene: Akt3
Product: AKT serine/threonine kinase 3
Exons: 15
Coding region: 278-1777 (499 amino acids)
Biological process (GO): protein phosphorylation
Molecular function (GO): ATP binding; protein serine/threonine kinase activity
Source: RefSeq, a predicted model, not a curated record
GCAUCUUCAUAGUGACUACUUGAAGCAAGUCGAUGAAAAACAGCCCUAAAAGAAGAGGGCACGGAGAUGCCACUGCGAGCUGGCCACCACGCGUGAACUGGCUCUUACCAGGCGUGCUUCACCGACCGGACGCAAACGUCUCCAGGGAUAGCCAGGCUGAGUCAUCAGUAGAGUGGGAAGGGCAGCAGCAGCAGCAGCAGCAGCAGAGAAUCCAGACCCUAAAGCUGACACCACAAAGGACUGCUUCUCCAAGUUGGGGGCUCAGAGGGGAGCCAUCAUGAGCGAUGUUACCAUUGUAAAAGAAGGUUGGGUUCAGAAGAGGGAGUCCUCUUUGUGGAGACCACAGGCGGAGAGGAAACACAGGAUUCUAAGAUGGCGGGCGGGAGAAUAUAUAAAAAACUGGAGGCCAAGAUACUUCCUUUUGAAGACAGAUGGCUCAUUCAUAGGCUAUAAAGAGAAACCUCAAGAUGUGGAUUUACCUUAUCCCCUCAACAACUUCUCAGUGGCAAAAUGCCAGUUAAUGAAAACAGAACGACCAAAGCCAAACACAUUUAUCAUCAGAUGUCUCCAGUGGACCACUGUUAUAGAGAGAACAUUUCAUGUAGAUACUCCAGAGGAAAGGGAAGAAUGGACAGAAGCUAUCCAGGCUGUAGCAGACAGACUGCAGAGGCAAGAAGAGGAGAGAAUGAAUUGUAGUCCAACUUCACAAAUUGAUAAUAUAGGAGAGGAAGAGAUGGAUGCUUCUACAACCCAUCAUAAAAGAAAGACAAUGAAUGAUUUUGACUAUUUGAAGCUACUAGGUAAAGGCACUUUUGGGAAAGUGAUUUUGGUUCGAGAGAAGGCAAGUGGGAAAUACUAUGCUAUGAAGAUUCUGAAGAAAGAAGUCAUUAUUGCAAAGGAUGAAGUGGCACACACAUUGACAGAAAGCAGAGUGCUGAAGAACACUAGGCAUCCAUUUUUAACAUCCUUGAAAUAUUCCUUCCAGACAAAAGACCGUUUGUGUUUUGUGAUGGAAUAUGUUAAUGGGGGAGAGCUGUUUUUCCAUUUGUCGAGAGAGCGGGUUUUCUCUGAGGACCGCACACGUUUCUAUGGUGCAGAAAUUGUCUCUGCCUUGGACUAUCUACAUUCUGGAAAGAUUGUGUACCGUGAUCUCAAGUUGGAAAAUUUGAUGCUGGAUAAAGAUGGCCAUAUAAAAAUUACAGAUUUUGGUCUUUGCAAAGAAGGGAUCACAGAUGCAGCCACCAUGAAGACAUUCUGUGGUACACCAGAAUAUCUGGCACCAGAGGUAUUAGAAGAUAAUGACUAUGGCCGAGCAGUAGACUGGUGGGGCCUAGGGGUUGUCAUGUAUGAAAUGAUGUGUGGGAGGUUACCUUUCUACAACCAGGAUCAUGAGAAACUUUUUGAACUAAUACUAAUGGAAGAUAUUAAAUUUCCUCGAACACUCUCUUCAGAUGCAAAAUCAUUGCUUUCAGGGCUCUUGAUAAAGGAUCCUAAUAAACGCCUUGGUGGAGGACCUGAUGAUGCAAAAGAAAUCAUGAGACACAGUUUCUUUUCUGGAAUAAACUGGCAAGAUGUAUAUGAUAAAAAGCUUGUACCUCCUUUUAAGCCUCAAGUAACAUCUGAGACAGAUACGAGAUAUUUUGAUGAAGAAUUCACAGCCCAGACUAUUACAAUAACACCACCUGAAAAAUAUGACGAAGAUGGCAUGGAUGGCAUGGACAAUGAACGGCGGCCACACUUCCCUCAGUUCUCCUACUCUGCAAGUGGACGGGAAUAAGUCUCUGUCAUUCUGUUACUUCACUGUCAUCUUAGAUUUGUUACUGGGAAUGAUUCCUGGAUAUCACCACCAGUCCUCGCUCUUACAGAUAGCAGGGGCAUCUUCCGACAUCCCUGACCAGCCAAGGGUCUCCACACCUCGCCACCUUUCACUCACAUGAAAACACAUAUACACAAACACUCCAGUUUUUGUUUUUGCAUGAAAUUGUAUAUCAGUCUAAGGUCUCAUGCUGUUGCUGCUACUGUCUUACUAUUAUAGCAACUUUAAGAAGUAAUUUUACAAUCUUUGGAAGUCAUGAGCCCACCAUUGUUCACUUGUGCACCAACUGUCAUCUUCUGAUCAUUUAGUUUUUGUGUUUUCCUAGCGGUGAAGGCUAAAUGAGAUACACUGACUCUAGGUACAUGUUUUAACUUUCUAGAAGAUAAGGCAAGAACUAAUUAGACUAAGAAGAUUUAGUUUAUAUUUACGUACAAGCAAUUGUGGAAGGGUGGUAAUAUGCAUAUGCAAAUGUUUAGCAGAGCAUAUCCAAUCAGUGCAUAAGUGUAUAUCAUUAUGAUUUGGCUGGAAAUUGUUAGGAAGCAUUGAGAGGACUGAAGGGUUGAUGAGAUGCACGUGCGUUCUUUAAUUCCCAAUGGAUACUGUAGAGGAAGUGCAGUGCCACCCGUGUAUGUCCAGACUUCGCAGGCAGUUUUGGGCACAAGAACUUUGUUCUACCAAGAACUAAAGGUGCAUGUGUGGAGUCAAAGUCACCUAGAAGGUCUUAGGAUACACAUUGUGCCAGAGACUAUUUCCCCCCUGGGCUUGGCAACCUUUUCCCUUCUUGAUAUUUAUCACCUCUGAUGGCUGAAGAAUGUAGACAGUGUAAUGACCCUGCUGUCACCACAAUCUGAACACCAAGGUAAACAGGUGUUUGCCUUAUUAGUUUUCAAGGUUUUACUUUCAGUUCUAGGUGAAUUAGCUUUCUCUCAGAUGUUAAAGCUCUGAAUGUCCUUUUAUGGUUUUGUUUAUAUUGCAGUAGUAUUUAUUGUUUAGUGAUGAGAAUUGUAUGUCAUGUUAGCAAACACAGCUCAACUCACAGGCUGCAGUUUCUUUCACCCAUGUGCAAGGAAUGUACACACCCAUAAGAAUCAUGCACCUUUUCUCCUAUGUAACAAAAUGAUUAGACUCUGGAGCUGCAUCUUUUGAUUAGAACCUGGCUUUGGGAGAAGAGAUGCUGUGAUUUAACCCCUUGGUGCUAACCUGAGAAAAUCCCCAACUACCUGUGCCAAGGGGUUGGUGGAAUGAAUGGAUGUUGAUGGUUGCUCACUUGAGAAUUGAAGUGUUAGGACAGCCUAGCAUAGAGUAAUAAAGUCAAGACCCAAAUGACUUUAAAAUGAGCAAAAUGAACACAUCAAAAAUAUGUAUACGGUGGUCAGUGAAGGAUAAGAACCUGGUGUGUUUAUUCUGAUCAAGGUACAUUUAUCACUGAAUUAAGCCAUCAGGGAAAACAACAAAACAGAACACCUCUAGCUUUUCUUUCUCUAUACAUAUUCGUGUCUCCAAAUCCCAACAUUUCUCACUGAGGGGACAUGUAUGCAAACCUCAUCUUUCUCCUUCAUUACUGAUGAUCUUCAGAUUAAACCCUUUGGUGCUAGGAGCUGACAUUUUCCAAAGCAGACUAUGAAGUCCAAGGGGCAAGGUCCCUCUUGCAGCAAGCAGGAGGGCAUCUGCUCUGAGGAGUGAUCAUGGAAAUGUAUUCUAGUUACUGUCUGACAGCUCCCAAACGGAAGACUACAGCAAGACUUAGUAUUAUUAUUGCAUUGUAUGAAAGAGCAACCGACUUUGUGAGUAGGACGAAUCAUAUUCUCAUGCAGAUGUCUUAGCCUCUUGGUGCAGGAAGUGUAGAUUGACAGCUCUGGAACCACUGCUGGCGGUGGAUGGGCCAUGAGGACUGUCUGCGUUAAAGGGCAUUUUACUAAGGCAGCUAAGACAUAGUCAGACAUAGAUUCUAUCCUAAUUUUACAUAUUUCUACCUGAGUGAGUUAAUCUUUAAUAUUAAGUAGGAAGCUACAGUAAAGGGAUGUUUGUUCUUACAUCUGUAGCUUGUUUGUUUUCACUUGGAAUUAUGUUGAACGCUUCACAACUGACAAGAAAGUAGACUAGAAGGUGUGUCCUGUAAGUCGUCUUGCAUCCACGCUAGAAGAAAGAUGUGUGAGAGGAGAAAAGAUUGAGACUGGUUGAUGUUCAGAGCAUUUAUUCCUUCGAGGGAGCGUGACACUGUACACUAAGCACAUAGUUACUUUUGUUUGGUUCCCUCCAACCUUCCAAAUCUUAAGGUGAUUUCCAUGACUGACCUUGGCCAAGGAUUCUUCCUGAAGAUUAAUGAGGGGGCACUGACAGUGCUUCAGGCCACUCCACAGCUGGCCCUUGUCCCCAGCCAUGUGAGGGCUUAGUCAUCCUCCAUGGCUCCCACAGUGUCAAACCCUGUGAUUUUGAGAAUCCCUUUUACCCCAGAUCUCAGAUGGCAUAGAGGCAUAACAGAACAGAGAGAGGUGUUACCCAGAGCUGCAGUUUGGAUCCUGGCAGGUGGAGCAGCUUGAAACCUGGAAUCAUCCUGUCUGGAUGCAGUUCUGACUCUGGACUCCAGUUUGUGCCAGCUGUCAUGAAGCUUGACCUCUUGUCAUGAUGCAGCCAUCAUGGAGGAAAUUGGCCUCUUCUGCUUAGGUUGUUGGCAGGGUUGCUCACAGCUUUGCUUUCUACACUAAUUACAUAACAUUAUUCCAGUAUUUUUCCCCAUUCCCAUAUCUGAUCUCCAGCUUCUUAAAGCUGUUUUCGCAGGGGCCACUUGCUUUCUCUAGAGUACAAAAGUAAGGGCCUUCCUUACUAACUGCAGGGUCUCUAUUACACCUCAGUGUGCACACUUGCUGCUACCGUUUGUACUGUCUACAGUAGAGUUUCCUUAUCUUGCUCCUGGUAGUGCAUUACAGGCAAGCAUGAAAUGUAAAGUAUUUAUUUAAAUAAAAACUUCUAAAUUGGUAAUUGAGUUACCUCCCUGUAGCUUUAUAUUGUUUAUGACAUUCGACUUGCUAGUUCUUUCACUAGAUCCACACAAGACCUGGUCAUCUGGUUAAGGGUUUGAAGCAGACAUAGCUAUGAACCCAGAAACUGUGUCACUGUCACUGCUGGUCACACUAAAGUUGUUCAUUUCCUUAGUAUAUGGCCCACAGGAUGUGAGAUAACUACAAGAGACUGGUUUUGUACACUGUACACCCUUCGUCUUUUACACGUACACCAUAGGGUUGCACAUUAUCCUCCUUCGUACAGACAGCUUCAAUAAAGCACUGUGUCAAUCUGCUA